AUGUCGUCCAAGUCCAAACUGACUUACGGUGCUCGCGCCAGCAGCCACCCUAACCCUCUGGCCCGCAAACUUUUCCAGGUCGCCGAGGCCAAGAAGAGCAAUGUGACUGUUUCCGCCGAUGUCACCACUACUAAGGAACUUCUCGAACUGGCCGAUCGACUCGGUCCCUACAUCGCCGUGAUCAAGACCCACAUCGAUAUCCUGCCUGACUUCGGCCCCGAGACCAUCAAUGGCUUGACUGCGCUGGCUGAGAAGCACAACUUCCUCAUAUUCGAAGACCGCAAGUUCGUCGACAUUGGCAACACGGUCCAGAAGCAGUACCACGGCGGUGCUCUUCGUAUCUCAGAGUGGGCUGAUAUCAUCAACUGUGCCGUUCUUCCAGGCGAGGGCAUCGUUCAGGCCCUUGCCGAAACAACCAAGGCCAGUGACUUCCCCCACGGCGAUCGAGGUAUGUUGAUUCUGGCCGAGAUGACCUCUAAGGGCUCAUUGGCUACGGGUCCCUACACUUCCGCAUCGGUCGACUACGCGCGGAAAUAUCCGAACUUUGUGCUUGGUUUUGUGUCGACCCGGUCACUAAACGAAGUCCCCUCAUCAGUCAGCGCGGCUGAGAACGAGGACUUCGUUGUCUUCACCACUGGUGUGAACCUUUCUUCCAAGGGCGACAAGCUCGGACAGCAGUAUCAGACUCCGCAGUCCGCUAUCGGCCGCGGUGCCGACUUUAUCAUUGCUGGACGUGGUAUUUAUGCCUGUGCUGACCCCGUCGAGGCUGCCAAGCAAUACCAGCAGCAAGGCUGGGAAGCGUAUCUGGCACGUGUAGGCGCCAGUCAAUAA
Messenger RNA from Penicillium taxi, 831 nucleotides. It is a transcript of the gene pyrG, whose product is annotated as orotidine-5'-phosphate decarboxylase pyrG. Gene Ontology annotation, biological process: 'de novo' UMP biosynthetic process; 'de novo' pyrimidine nucleobase biosynthetic process. Bases 1 to 831 code for a protein of 276 amino acids. The record is from RefSeq and is a predicted model, not a curated record. NCBI's taxonomy places the organism in Eukaryota, Fungi, Ascomycota, Eurotiomycetes, Eurotiales, Aspergillaceae. Gene Ontology annotation, cellular component: cytosol. Gene Ontology annotation, molecular function: orotidine-5'-phosphate decarboxylase activity. The transcript has 2 exons.